GAACAUCAAUGAUAAAUGGCUGCUGAAAACCACUUUGUCAUCAAAAUGACAACGGAGAUGCCGAACUCUGACGGCGAGGUUGGGAGCGACAUCAAUGGAAACCCUAACCCUAGCUCGUCUGCAGGCGCACCCCCAUCCCCAGGAGGCCCGUUCGUCUGCCUCACAAGGUUCGCGGGGGAUGCCGCCGGUGGUGCGUUCAUGGGCUCCAUUUUUGGCUACGGUUCUGGCUUGGUAAAGAAGAAAGGAUUUAAAGGAUCUUUUGCUGAUGCAGGCUCUUCUGCCAAGACUUUUGCUGUGCUAUCUGGGGUGCACAGCCUUGUGGUCUGCAUUCUGAAGAGAUUGCGGGGCAAAGAUGAUGUGAUAAAUGUUGGCAUUGCUGGAUGUGUAACUGGGAUUGCUUUAAGCUUUCCAGGUGCACCACCUGCUCUUUUCCAGGGCUGCAUGACAUUCGGAGCUUUCUCAUGCUUGAUCGAGGCACUGAACAAGCAGCAACCUGCAGUAGCAAUGUCUCGAUUGAAUAAUCUUGCUCAUCGGAGUGGUUACCCACAUGUGUCAUCGCCCACUAUUCCUGUGUUGACGUUGCCACCACCUGUGUCAUUCCCUAUUAUUCCUCCAUUGACGUUGCCAAUACCUUCUAACAUGACACAAGCGUUCUUUUCUUUCUGUCGAUCUUUGCCAAAGCCUAAGAUUUCACAAAGCUGACAUUGGUAAUUAGCAGUUAGCUCUUCAAUUCUUUUUCUUCCUUUUUGCUUUUUGCUCUUGAUCAACAUCUUUUAACUACCUUUCAACAUGAUGUGAUCAGAAAAUAGCAGCAGUAAGAUACUCAGUUGGAUGGCACUAAAGUUGAUCAAGGAUUGAAAUUUUACUCUCACUAUACAUUGAAAGGAAUACCGUGUUGAGUUUGAAAUCAUUCUGGUGUAAUCUUCGGUCUUUGAGCUGAACUUUCAUGGAUAUUCAAGGACUCGAUUCUAAGCGGAUGUGAACUGAUAUGCUUGGUUCUCUUGUUUCAUCAAGGCUUUACUUGCAUUCUCUA
Molecule: messenger RNA, 1033 nt
Organism: Nymphaea colorata (pocket water lily)
Lineage: Eukaryota; Viridiplantae; Streptophyta; Magnoliopsida; Nymphaeales; Nymphaeaceae
Product: chloroplastic import inner membrane translocase subunit TIM22-2-like
Exons: 6
Coding region: 16-702 (228 amino acids)
Biological process (GO): protein targeting to chloroplast; protein insertion into mitochondrial inner membrane
Cellular component (GO): TIM22 mitochondrial import inner membrane insertion complex; chloroplast envelope
Molecular function (GO): transmembrane protein transporter activity
Source: RefSeq, a predicted model, not a curated record